AUGAGAAAGUGCUGCUUUUGUGUGCCUUUGAGGAAAGGGGUUAUUAUUUUUGGAUAUGUAAAUCUGGUUUUCAGUCUCUUACUGUUCCCAUUCCUUGUGUUUCUUCUCGUCGAAGAAUUGACGACAGGAAAGAAAGCAAAAGAAGAAGAAGACGAUGGCAUCUUUAGGACCAGUAUUAUACACCUCCCACUGACAAUUACAUUUCUAAUAGUAGAUGUGAUCAUGACCAUCAUUUUGUUAAUUGGGGCUCAUAAGAGACAUCGAUCUUUACUACGAGUUUAUUUCUACUGCGGCGUGCUGUUCCAAGUGCUCACGCUAUGCGUGGACCUCGUGUACUUCGACUUUAGAGAAUAUAUCGAGAAUAUUGUAUAUUUUACUUGUUUGGACUGCAGUCGGUGGAACAGAAGACUCUCAGUGAGCAAAGUAUCGCGUCGCGUUACACACGUAGCUAUGUCGGCCACCGUCGAAACUAACUUGAAAGAUAAGAUAUGCAGCUACGUGGAGAUCCCCAUCCUGACAAGAUGCUGCUUCUGCUUGCCGCUGAGGAAAGGCCUCAUUGCUUUCGCUUAUAUCAAUUUGAUGCUUACGCUGGCAGUUACCUCAAUGCUCUCGAUGUACAUCACCUCGGUACGAACAUCGAACCUAGACCUUCAAGACGAGUCCGAGUACCCGCGCCUCAUCGCCGAUACCACAGCUCUCGUGCUAGAAGUCACUAUGACUCUCAUUUUCAUCGUUGCUUUGCAUAGGAAACACGUGCUGCUAAUGAAAAUAUACCUGUAUUUUGAAAUCAUAUUUUCGGUCAUCGGCUUCGUGUACAGCCUCGCGUUCCUCACGAAGGAGACCGCCAGCGAGCUAUUCUUAAUACUUUUCCAAUUAAUGGUACAAAUCUACUUGGUGAUACUGAUUUGGAGCUCAAUUGUGAAGAUGCAGCGAGAUGGGACCGUCAAGUACACGCGAGAACAGGACGCCGUG
Brenthis ino (lesser marbled fritillary) is the source of this 972-nucleotide messenger RNA. NCBI's taxonomy places the organism in Eukaryota, Metazoa, Arthropoda, Insecta, Lepidoptera, Nymphalidae. The record is from the annotation of a GenBank genome assembly.